This is a messenger RNA of Melanotaenia boesemani (Boeseman's rainbowfish), 2205 nucleotides long. It is a transcript of the gene tmem51b, whose product is annotated as transmembrane protein 51b. The record is from RefSeq and is a predicted model, not a curated record. The coding region runs from base 325 to 1161 and encodes 278 amino acids. NCBI's taxonomy places the organism in Eukaryota, Metazoa, Chordata, Actinopteri, Atheriniformes, Melanotaeniidae. The transcript is spliced from 3 exons.
ACUGAAAAUAAUAUAUUAAUAUUACUAAGAAAAGCAAUGUGCCACUUCUUUGCUUGUGUGUCACUCCUCCCUUAAAUUUGUCUUUCUGGCUCAUAUUUGUCAUGUUUAGACAUGCGUUUGCCAACCACUGCAUUUUUCAAUUAGUCAUACCGGUUUUUUCUUACACCUGCAUCUCGGCCUCCGUCUCAUUCUCUCUCCAAAAAUGUGGCAAACUGAAAAUGGUUCCUGAUCUAUGAGAGUACCUGCUGUUACAAAUAAAUCCCAGUUGCAGCCAGAUAAACUUCAGUGAGGCAGAAUUCAGACAGUAGCAUUUUUCCUGCAGGCAUGUGUUCCAGUCGGGGUGUAUGUGGCGGUAAUCGUCCCAACAGGUCCUCCAACUCUGGUGGUUCAGCUGCCCAUUAUGCCCUGUGCGCUCUGGGAGUGGGACUCAUCGCCCUGGGUAUUGUCAUGAUAGUGUGGACUGUGAUCCCCAUGGAGAGCUCAAGCACAUCUUCACCUUACUCAGGAAACGUCACUGUGAUUAAUGACAAUGCAAACAAAAACAUGCAGCCCUCAACAGUGGCAUUCGUGCUAGUCGGAGUUGGUGUAGUCAUAUUGCUCUUAUCGAUUUUCCUCGGUGUGAGGAGCAAGAGGAGAGAUCAGAGCAGAAGUAACCCGACGGAGGCAGCAAGAGCUGGCUUCACGGACCAUACGGCAGGAGAGGAGGGACAACCAGCUGUACACCCAACUACAUACAACGUGCCGAGCUAUGAGGAAGUUGUCGGUAGCAGCAACUACCCUGUCCGCCAGAGCAACCUUCGGCAGACCACCUCACAUCUGCCGUCCUAUGAGGACAUCAUAGCUGCUGUGGAGAAUGAGAGAGCAGACCCCCCUAACAACUCCACAGAGUCGGCCCCUCUUAACGAUGCCCCACCGGCUCAGCCUGCCGCUGAACCCCAACCUGGACAUGCUAGCCUCACGUCAAACCCCAGCUUACCUGCUCGUAGCAGCAGCCGGGCCAGCCGUUUGCUGCGGCCGCUCCGAGUGAGAAGAAUAAAGUCAGACAAACUGCACCUAAAGGACUUCCGCCUCCAGAUCCGCACCCCCACACAGAACCCUGUGACAAUUGAGCCCAUCACUCCGCCUCCGCAGUACGAUACUAAAAUGCCUGAAUUGCAAUAGGAUAAUAUCUCAUUCUGCCUCCCCAAGUUUUGCUUCUUGAUAAGAUUAAUGAAAAUAUAUUUUAGAUUUAAAGAGAGAGCCCAUUUUAAAGAGUGGUUUUGAUUAGUGGAUGUGGCAGCAGAGUGAAGACUGCUCCUGAAAUGAAAACAUUUCAAGAUGUCUGAGUCUUUAUUACAGAAGCUUGUGAUUGGCAUAUUUAUUCUGUCAUGAUGCGUUGAUAGAUCUGUAUGAAAAGGUUUAGGUUUUUAUUAGGCACUUUUUUGUUUGUUUUUUUUAAAGAUCAUGCUCUAUAUUGUCUAAAAUAGGACAGGAUUUCCUUUUUUUGUUUUGUCAAUGGUAAUAAAAACAUCUCGUAAGAUUCAGUUUUUCUGCUUUUGUGAAUUUUUUUUAAAACCAGCUGAUGUGAACUAGAAGGAAAGAUAAAAACUGAUUAAUUGCCAUCUUUUAACAUAUUAUCAGAUGGGCAGAUCUUUCUAAUAUGUAAUAAAAUGUAAUGAAGCCUAAAAAUUAAGACUUUUCUCCUUGGGAAUGAUUUUUAUAAGUUGUAUUUGAACUAUUUGUUUCAAAGAAAAUUGCUCAAAUCUAACUGAUGCACAAUAAAUAAAAACUAUAGUUUAAAACCAGAAGUUAGCUGUUAGACGUUGUGGUGUAUUGAUGAUGACUAAAACAUAAUUUACUCUUCAUAACAUUUUUUACAAUUCAAUAUCUUUAACUGUUUUGUAUCUGGUAAUACUUUUGAAUGAUGAAUAAAUGUUUUUCUAUUGCAUUUCAUAUGUUAGAAUUUAAUAUUUCAUGUUAAAUGUCAGCGUAAAGUGGUUCAUCAUUGUGUUGUGUUAAUGUUUUAAAUAACUGACGAUAAAUCAUUUACUUAAUACUGUGUUGCAGGACCAAAGGAAAGACUGUUGGUGCCUUGAUGGAAAUUAUUCUUCCUUUUUCUAAUGAUUUUUCUUUAUUUGCAUGCUGUAAGAUUGUUUGAGCUGUAUUUAUUAUAGACAAGACACAUACUGUCAUUUUUAGUUUUGGUUAAUAAACCCCAGCAUUUUA